This is a messenger RNA of Phyllotreta striolata, 2490 nucleotides long. Lineage: Eukaryota; Metazoa; Arthropoda; Insecta; Coleoptera; Chrysomelidae. The record is from the annotation of a GenBank genome assembly.
AUGGGGACUCAAAAAGUGGCCGACGACGAUUUUAACGUUUUGCAGUUCGAAAAGCAACUUCUCAACUUAAAGGAUUCUCAAGAAGCAAUAAAUACUUGUUGUCAAUGGUGUUUGCAAAACAGAACUCACCAUAAGAAGAUAGUCAAUUCAUGGCUGAAUGUUUUAAAGCGAGUAAAAGUUGAACAGAGACUGGUUUUAUUUUAUUUAGCCAAUGAUGUAGUUCAGUAUUCCAAACGAAAAAAUUUCGACUUCGUCGAAAGCUGGGGCACUGCCUUGCAAAAGGCAACGACUAUGGUUAGGGACGAGAAGGUUAAACACAAAAUACUUAGAAUAUUCAAAAUAUGGGAACAAAGGGGUGUUUACAAUGAGGAAUUUAUAUCAGAUUUGUGCGGUCUUUUAAGCGUUCUUCCCAGUGCCCCGAAAAAUGACGAACCGCACGAGUUUCAACCUAGUUAUGUUGUUACUAAAAUUAAGACAUGUUCGAAGCUAGAAAAAGAUACUGAUACUAAAUUGAAGCUGCUCAAUGAGCACAAUCCUAAAAUACAGAUUGGUGAUGGAUUAAUAGGAUCUUUAAAAGAUCGUGUACAUGUAGACGAUGUAGAAAAAGAAAUAGAAGUCUAUAUUAAACACAUGGAAGAUUACAUUAAUGCUUUAAAGUUAGAAAUAAAAAACCGAAUAACUCUUAUAAGUGUACUAAAACAGGCGGAAACGCAACUCGAAGCCGAUAGAAAAGAUGUUAAAGUGGUCGCUAACGCUUAUAAAAUGUUUGGCACUCGUGUUAAAACCUUUCAAAGGAAAUUAGAAGAACACAGAGAAUCAUUAAAUAGUCCAAUACCUUCUCCUGACAUCAAUGCGCCUUCACCAAGUCCUGAUUCGGAUAUAGACUUACCUGAAGAACCUAAUAUUAAAAGUGCACUGUCCAAUAAAUCAGCUUCUAACAACUAUAAUCCAAAAGUGGAUUUGCAAUUCAGUUCAAAUUACUAUACACCAGUUACAUCGGCUGUAAACGAUAGCAGUAUCGAUGUUGGCAGUAGCACGUUCUUAAGUGCCAAUGGUUUUUCUAGUUUUAUAGGAUCAGAGACUUUUAAUUUAGAGAAUUUCAAUAGCAGCUUGUUUAGUAACGUUAGCAAUUUUACGAAUUCAAACGAUUCGAUAACCGAGCAAACGUACACCCCUCCGAAACGAUCGUCUCAGAAUCCUCCGUUGCCCGUGGAAGCGCCUUCGACUCAACCUUCGUUCGGUUACGAUCCUAGUCACGUGCCGCUGUUGCCGCCUCCGAUGCCGCCCUUUUCGAAAGCGGAGGAUGAUUUCGGUCGAUCGGGGAGCUACGAGGCUACUUACACCAGCAACUCGGAACCUGCAAUACCUUUCAAAGAUAGUUAUGAAUCGUCUUUGAAUUCGAAUCGGUAUCAACCUAAUGACGAGUAUAAUCCAGAAGAUGAUGUAACGACGUGGGAACCGGACGGUUCCUGGAACAGUAUUCCACCAGUUCCUGAUACAGAAGAUUCCGUGAGCAGCAGUCUUGGAACGAAAGAUGUGGAUCACAGAAAUCUCAUAAGUUUAACAGGAUCACCAGGACAAUCGAAUUCCCAAAAUUCCGCCACCGACUCCCUUUGGAAUCAAUCCGAUCAGGAUUACAGGAUACCUCCUCAAGCGAAUCCGUCUUUGAACCUUCCCGCACCACCAAUUAGUUCGAUGGACCAGGAUUACAGGAUCGGCUUCAGCAUUAACCAGCUCAAGUUGCCUCCACCGCCGCCGCCGCCUCCGAAGUUCCACGAUCACAAGCACCGAGACUCCCUGCACGUUGAAUCGCCGGAGAACAUCGAUAUGGAUCUCAGCGAUGAGGAUAGCAGACAGCACAAGCAUGACAAUCUCAAGGUUAUUAUCGACGGUCAUAAGAACAAUAAACAAUCACAAUUUAUGUUGGAGCCUCCGCCCCCGCUUCCAGAACUCCCCGAAGACGACGCUAAUAAUAUAUUCGACGAUCUCAGUAACGACUUCGAUAACGACGAAGAUAAACCCGAUGCACCGUUGCUUCUACCGCCGCCUCCUCUGUUGAAUUUCAAUAACCUAAUGGGUCCGCCGAUAAUGCCGCACAUGAAUACUUCGAUGCUGCCGCCUCCGCUCCUUCAGCCGCCGCCCAUGAUUCCGGGCAGGCCUUUGGCGGGUCCGAAUUCUUGGAUGGCGGAGGAAGAGCGCAGCGAAAUGAUUAAUCAAAGGCUGAACGAAGAGAGUCAAUGGGCGGAAGAUAUGGAUCAUUCGCAGAAUAAUUGGGGCGGUCCGCAGCCGCUCAUGUCGUUUAACGACUUUGGAGGAUUUCGAGGGCGGAACGGCGCGAGGGGGAAUUUCAAUAACAGAGGUAAUAAAGGUCGAAAUCGGAAUAAGAAUCAAAAUCGAGGGAACGGGAAUUUCAGAGGUAACAGGGGCGGUAACCGGGGGUUCUUUCACAGAGGCAAUUUUAGGGGGGCGUUCCAAAGAGGUGGUUUUUGA